UUUUAAUGAUUGUUGUUCAUAAGGUGUAAGGCCAAAGGGAUAAUCAAUAAUUAUAAUAACUAUUAUGAUUAAUAAUAUCCGGUAGCGUUAAUUCUUACGUGUUAUACAGAAACUACCGAAGAAAGAAAAUAAAUCUGAAGAUUAUAACUAUGCAUUCGUAGAAAGCACUGUGGAUUCUUCUUCCUUCGUUCUUCUUUUCUCUGUUUCAGAAACAACCAAAACGCGCGCGCGUGUGUAUCAGAUUCAAUAUUCAAAGAAGAAAUGGAAAUUCCAAAGAGAUUCAAAGGAAAAGUUGCGAUCGUGACCGCUUCAACACAGGGAAUUGGUUUUAGCAUAGCCGAGAGACUUGGAUUGGAAGGUGCUUCUGUCGUUAUCUCUUCUCGUAGACAGAAAAAUGUUGAUGAGGCUGCUGAGAAACUUAGGGGUAAAGGAAUUGAUGUGUUUGCUGUUGUUUGUCAUGUGUCCAAUGGUCAACAGAGGAAGGAUUUGAUUGAUAAAACUGUCCAGAAGUAUGGAAAGAUAGAUGUUGUUGUAUCCAAUGCUGCUGCAAAUCCUUCUGUCGAAUCCAUCCUGCAAACACAAGAGUCGGUCCUUGACAAAUUAUGGGAAAUAAAUGUCAAAGCCUCUAUACUUCUUCUGAAGGAUGCAGUUCCUCACUUGCAAAAGGGUUCAUCUGUUGUGAUCAUUUCAUCAAUUUCUGGUUAUAACCCACCAGCUGCUAUGGCUAUGUAUGGAGUGACCAAAACAGCCCUUUUUGGACUUACCAAAGCCCUUGCUGCUGAGAUGGCCCCUAACACUCGUGUAAACUGUAUUGCUCCUGGUUUUGUACCGACUAAUUUUGCUUCAUUCAUUACCAAUAAUUCUGCUAUGAGAAAGGAGCUUGAACAGCAGACAUUACUUAGAAGGCUUGGUACAACCGACGACAUGGGUGCUGCUACGGCUUUUUUGGCAUCUGAUGACGCGUCUUACAUAACAGGAGAAACUAUAGUAGUUUCUGGGGGAAUGCCAUCGAGACUGUAGCUUACAUUUUCAUCUCUUGCUAGGCUUCUGUUAUGGGUCUAAGCCCAAAACGUGAUGGCGAAGUGGGUAUACAUAGCAUGUUUUCAAUACUGUAAGAAUAAUAUCAUCGAGCUGGCUUUUACUUUAGUUAUGAGAUAGGGAUUGUUCCUUAAUAAGGGGGGAAAUAAUAGUUAUCAAAUGUUUUACUUUAAAUAAUGAAUAAUCUGAAAAACAUAAACCAGUUUUGUGUUAAAAAUGUCAAUUCUGUUAUGACUGUUAUUUUCUGUUGACCA
This is a messenger RNA of Vicia villosa (hairy vetch), 1292 nucleotides long. RefSeq names its product tropinone reductase-like 3. Lineage: Eukaryota; Viridiplantae; Streptophyta; Magnoliopsida; Fabales; Fabaceae. The coding region runs from base 262 to 1020 and encodes 252 amino acids. The transcript is spliced from 6 exons. Gene Ontology annotation, molecular function: oxidoreductase activity. The record is from RefSeq and is a predicted model, not a curated record.